Aaosphaeria arxii CBS 175.79 is the source of this 1919-nucleotide messenger RNA. RefSeq lists its product as uncharacterized. Gene Ontology annotation, cellular component: peroxisomal membrane. Gene Ontology annotation, biological process: protein import into peroxisome matrix. Gene Ontology annotation, molecular function: zinc ion binding. The record is from RefSeq and is a predicted model, not a curated record. The coding region runs from base 139 to 1725 and encodes 528 amino acids. Lineage: Eukaryota; Fungi; Ascomycota; Dothideomycetes; Pleosporales. The transcript is spliced from 2 exons.
CCUCGGCCCAAGCCGCAUCCACCCCCAUUCUCACGACUCACCCCAUGUCACGCCGCCCUCGAUAAGAUAUACAUUGGACCUUGGGUCGUCCUUCUUCUUCCUCUUUUUCUCCCCACAUAUGCCCAAUGCUCCUAGAUAAUGCCCUCCGCCGACUUCGCCGCCGCCCAGGAACGCAUCGCAGCACGCCGCGCUCAACGCGCAGCUCACACGCGCAGCCAUCUCCAUGAACCGUCCUCCUCCGCCCGCGCAGUCGCGCGACUGCCCUAUCCACUGAGCAGUCUCGGUCACCUUGGGAUAAGCUCCUGGGACGCUGUCAAGGGGCGCGAAGGCACGCGACCCGAAUUCCGUGUUGGACAGGUGGAUGCAGAACUCCUGGAUGACGAACUGCUGGAGCUGUUGAAGAGCCAAGCUGGGGAAGGAUUGAAAUACUUCGGAAGUCACCUCACAGAUUCCUACGCAGCAGAAAUAUUGCUUGGACUUCGAUUGGUACUUUUCAAAUUGAGCAUCUGGAACAACAAUGCCAGCUACGGAGCUCAUCUCCAGGGAUUGAGAUACACAGACGCGCGAUCAAACUCGCCGUCACGACCGCCGCCAAAACCAUGGCAGAAGAUUGCAUACGGAAUCCUUACAGUCGGUGGACGAUACGCUUGGACAAAGUGGGAGGACUACCUACUCGCGACCUCCGAGGACUACACCACCCCUCAGUCGCAAUCCCUCAAGUUCGCAACGCGGGUGACAGAGCGCUUGAACAGCAUCCACGACAUCGCGAGUCUGGCAUCCUUCCUCGUAUUCCUCGUGAACGGCCGAUACCGAACACUCACAGAUCGCAUCCUCCGUCUGAGACUCACACCAACAUCCCACUCGACGAGCCGCGAGGUCUCCUUCGAAUACCUGAACCGCCAACUAGUCUGGCACGCAUUCACCGAAUUCCUCCUCUUCCUCCUCCCACUCGUCGGCAUCUCCCGCUGGCGCCGCAUUCUCUCUCGCACAUGGCGCAAGCUGAAAGCAAACGUCCUCCACCUCCUCGGCCGCUCCACAUCCUCAGACGAUGAUGAUGCAGAGACUAAGAACGGCGAGCUUGGUUUCCUCCCUGAACGGACAUGCGCAAUAUGCUACAAAGACCAAAACCCCCCCGCAACAAGCGAAGCCGACGUCCUCGCCCAAUCCUCCGGCGGCGGCAUCACCGGCUCCUCCGCAACCGACAUAACGAACCCGUACUCCGCGAUCCCAUGCGAGUGCAUAUACUGUUUCUCGUGCAUCGCGCAGCGCAUCGCCAACGAGGAGGGCGAAGGCUGGACCUGUCUGCGCUGCGGCGCCACGGUCAAGGAGUGCAAGCCGUGGGACGGGGACGUCAUUGAGCCGACUGUUCGGUCGCAGGCACAUGAGCAGGGCGGUUCCGGCGGCACUGGAAAGACGGUUGGUUUUGCGGCGCUUGGCGGUGCUGCUGCUGCUGUUGCUAUGGAAGGAGAGGACGAGGACGAUGAGUUGCAGGAGGUUGAUCCGAUCCCCGAGCAGGAGGAGGAUAUUUCGGGUGCGACUGCUAGUGAGGAGGGCAGGUUAGGCCUCGAGGGCACGAGGGGAUUGGAUCUUGGUGAGAGUUUGGCGCUGAGCGAGAGCCAAGAGUGGGCGAGGGCUAGCGAGGACAGGAGCAGUGAUGAUGAGCAGAGUGAGGAGUAUGACGAGGAUGAGGAGGAAGAAGGGGAGGAGUUGGAUUACGAUGCUUGAACGGCUCGGUCCUAGCAUGCAGGCGUUAUCACGAUCGUUGACUAGCAAGUAGCUUUUCGCGGUUGGUGAAUGGUUAUUCGGAUUUAUUAUUGUAUUUAUUGGAUGGCUGUCUACUCAUGUAUAGCCUCUACAUUCAUAUUACGCCCUAUAAGGGCAAUCAUAGUGCAAUAAAGUGUUGUACAAGUCAACCUAGU